This is a messenger RNA of Hepatospora eriocheir, 552 nucleotides long. The record is from the annotation of a GenBank genome assembly. Lineage: Eukaryota; Fungi; Microsporidia; Hepatosporidae.
AUGGAAGCAAUUUAUUUUUCGUUUAUUGGCAAACCAGGUUGUGGUAAAAGCACGAUUCUAAAACAAAUCAACGAAGAAUAUCAUGUAAACGUUAUAUUUUUAGGUGAAGAAUUAAGAAAGAGAAAACUUGUUAAUGGUUCAGAUUUGUUAUCUACAGAAAAGCUUGAAUGUAUUUUAGAAGAAAUGAUUAAAGGUAUCAAACAAACACAUGCUGAUAAAAAAGAAAUAACAAUUAUUUUUGAUGGAUUUCCAAGGACGUUGUCUCAGAUUUCAGGAAAAUUUCCAUUGAAAUCUACAUUUGUUAUUAAUAUUGAUGAAAAUGUUGCAAAAGAAAGAAUUAAUAAUAGAAAGGGGAAUAGAAAUGAUGAUAAAGACAACAAAGUAAUAGAAGAACGGUUUAAAAAGUUUUUUAAAGAAACACAACCAGCUAUCGAAAAUCUAAAAAGUUUAGAUUUGGUGAUUGAAAUUGAUGGAAAUAAAUCUAAAGAGGAAGUUUAUAAAAAAGUUAAAGAUGUUAUUGAAGAAAAAAAGUAUUUUAAGAAAAAAAUUUAA